AUGAAGACUCUCCAGAUUGAGAAGAUAAGAGAACUCAUGAUGAACCCCAAUCAAAUCAGAAAUAUGUCUGUCAUAGCCCACGUUGAUCAUGGUAAGACUACUUUAACUGAUUCUUUGUUAGCUAGAGCUGGUAUCAUCUCAGAAAGCAACGCUGGUAAAGCCUGCAUGAUGGAUACUGACCCAAAAGAACAAAAAAUGGGAAUCACCAUUAAGUCAACUGGAGUUUCCUUAUACUAUCAAAAUACUGUGACCAAGUAGGAGAGUAUCAUUAAUUUGAUUGAUUCUCCAGGUCAUAUUGACUUUUCUGGUGAAGUUACUGCUGCAUUAAGAGUUACUGAUGGAGCUCUUGUUGUGGUAGAUGCUGUUGAAGGUGUUGCUGUUCAAACAGAAACAGUUCUAAGGCAGGCUUGCCAAGAACGAAUACGACCCGUUCUUGUAAUUAAUAAGCUAGACAGACUAUUUAGUGAGCUUAAGGAUGAUUAUGAAAAUAUUUAUCAGAGAUUAGUAAAGAUCAUAGCAAAGGUUAAUUCUAUUUUGGAAAUGCACGAAAAUGACUCUAUUAGAGGCUACACUUUAGAUCCCUCACUUGGAAAUGUUGCUUUCUCUUCUGGUAAACAGUGCUGGGGAUUUACUUUAAAGACUUUUGCUAGAAUUUACAGUCAAAAAUUCUCAACAAAGGAAGAAACUUUAAUGACUAAAUUAUGGGGAGACAACUACUUCAAUCCUCAAACAAAAUAAUUCACCUCAGAGGUAAUCAGCAUUAAUACCUAAAACAAGAAAGCUAGUCGCUCAUUCAUUGAAUUCGUUUUAGUUCCUUUAGAUAAGUACUAUUCAGCCUCUUCAAACGCAGAAAUUGAAACUCUUUCCAAGAUGGUUGAAAAGCUCAACCUUUCUUCCAUUCUAACUUCAGCUGAAUUAGAAAGACUCAAAUAGGUUGAUGUUCAAGAGAGAAUCAAGAGGUCUAUGAGGGCUUGGUUACCCUUAGCCGAUGCCAUACUUGAAAUGGUUUAAGAUCAUUUACCUUCACCAAAAGAGGCUAUGAAAUAUCGUAGUUUGUAUCUUUACGAAGGACCUGCUGGUGAUGAGGCUUGUGCAGCAAUGAGAGAAUGUAAUUCUGAGGGACCUCUCAUGGUUUAUAUUUCAAAAAUGGUUUAAACUGAAGAUCUUGGUAGAUUUUAUGCUUUUGGUAGAGUAUUCAGUGGCACAAUAUCUCAAGGCAUGAAAGUCAGAGUCUAAGGUCCUGACUAUAAACCUGGAAGCAAAGAAGAUCUCUUUAUCAAAACAAUCUAGCAUACAUUUUUGAUGAUGGGUAAACAGCAUGAGCCUAUCGAAUCAGUACCAGCUGGAGGUACCGUCCUCAUCUUAGGUGUUGAUAACGCUCUUACUAAAACAGGAACUCUUACAACUUCAGAAACAGCACAUAAUAUCAGAAACAUGAAGUACACGAUUUCACCUAUAUUGAGAGUUGCUGUCAAUACUCCUAACUAACAAGAUCUUACACGUCUACUUGAAGGUCUUAAGAUGCUUCAAAAAUAUGAUCCUCUUGUUCAAGUAGAAGUUGAAGAAAAUACAGGAUCCUAUGUUGUUGCUGGUAGUGGUGAAUUGCAUAUUAAAAUUUGCUUAGAAAAACUGAAUGAUUUCACCCACAACUCUAUUAAUAUUGUUGCUUCUCAACCCACUGUAUCUUACAGAGAAACAAUAGCUGAAAAGAGCUCUUAAACUUGCCUAGCUAAGACUGAAAAUAAGCUUAAUCAUCUGUAUGGUACUUGCGAACCACUUGAUGAAGAAUUAGGAUCAGCAAUAGUGAGCAAAAAAAUAAAUAUUAAAGACAUUAACAACUAAAAAAUGAUUAACAGUUUGGUGAAUGAUUAUUCUUGGGAAAGAGAAGAUGCAAAGCGUAUAUGGUGCUUCGGUCCUCUAGAAAAGGAGUCCACUAAUUGCAUCGUAAACCAAACAGUUGGUAUAUAAGGUAUGCCUGCAAUUCAGCCUUCUAUAAUAACCGCCUUCGAAUGGUGUACUAAGGAAGGUCUUUUGUGUGAUGAGCCUCUUAGAAAUAUUCGCUUUAACAUAAUGGAUGUAAUAAUACACGAUGAACCUGCUCAUCACAGAAGCAAUCAAAUAACCCCAGCAGCUAGAAGGCUAUUUAAGGCUUGCUAAUAUGUGAGUGAACCUAAAAUUUUGGAACCAUUUUAUUUAUGCAACAUUAAAACUCCAGAUGAAAGGAAAGGACCUAUAUAUGCAUUCCUCAAUAAAUUCCUAGAUAAGAGAAGAGGUUUAGUUUUAGGAGAAGAAUAUGAUGAUAUAUUUACCGUGAUUCAAGCCUACAUCCCUGUAUCUGAAAGCUUUGGAUUCGACCAAGCUAUAAAGUCAGUCUCCUAAGGUAUGGCAAUGCCAGCUCUCUCAUUCAGUCACUGGCAAGCAGUCUAGGGUAAUCCACUCGACCCAGAAUCAGAAUCAGGUAAGAUUGUUAAUGAAAUAAGAAUAAGAAAAGGUUUGAAUGCUAAAAUACCAGAACUCAACUAUUAUCUUGAUAAACUUUGA
Tetrahymena thermophila SB210 is the source of this 2541-nucleotide messenger RNA. Its product is annotated as translation elongation factor EF-2 subunit. Gene Ontology annotation, cellular component: cytosol; ribonucleoprotein complex. NCBI's taxonomy places the organism in Eukaryota, Ciliophora, Oligohymenophorea, Hymenostomatida, Tetrahymenidae. The transcript has a single exon. The record is from RefSeq and is a predicted model, not a curated record. Gene Ontology annotation, biological process: translational elongation. Gene Ontology annotation, molecular function: GTPase activity; GTP binding; translation elongation factor activity.